CAUUUUCCACUAUAUCGUGAAUCGGAUUCUGACUGCAAUGAGCCCGAUGAAGCGCCUGAGGACGAGAAAAAGCAGAAAUUUCGAGAAAGAUGGGAAUGUCUUUCAAAGGAGUCAAGUGAAUUCCUUCUAUUUGGAUUGAAGCCUAGAUUAGUUGUUGAUGGGCACACACAUCACGGGUGCUACACCUACCAUACAGAGAGUGACACCCAUGAGUUUACCAUACCUUCUUUCAGUUGGAGAAAUAAGGACAAUCCUUCAUUCAUGAUGGCUGUGCUCUCACCAAACAAUUACGCAGUAUCUAAGUGCUACAUUCCAAGGGAAUCAACAAUCAUCAAACUGUACAUAGGAGGAAUGUUGGUCAUUCUGGUGGCAGCCUUCUUGCUGUACCCACGCCAUAGUCGCAGAGCCCAUUUCUUCAAAAUCAGCUAAGAUCUGGUAACAAUCAAUAAUUCCAAUUAAAUAGAAACAAACUGCCCUUGAUGAUGGAGAGAAUUCCACCAAAUAUAAUGUUACUAUUCCAGUAGUAAAUUCAGACUUCAUAUCUAAUAUAAUAUAUUAUCCAUAUUACCAUUAACCAUAAUAUAUUAUCAAAGUGAAAGUCUGUUUUGCUGAAAAUGUGAUUGAGAUACAUUUAAAUUUGUGUUCUUUGAUGCUAUUUUCAAUCGAGAAUUAUAGUUCAUCUCUGUAAAUCUUGUGUUUGAUCUCAUAAUUAAUUUUAAGAACUGCGCGACCAAAGCGGGCACAACGAAUUUUGUGU
Nilaparvata lugens (brown planthopper) is the source of this 757-nucleotide messenger RNA. RefSeq names its product metallophosphoesterase 1-like. The transcript has 3 exons. The annotation marks the transcript as partial. Gene Ontology annotation, biological process: GPI anchor biosynthetic process. The record is from RefSeq and is a predicted model, not a curated record. Lineage: Eukaryota; Metazoa; Arthropoda; Insecta; Hemiptera; Delphacidae.